AUGAGGUUGAACGUUGGAAUCGAAAAUAUUCUUGUUAAUGUAAUGCAAUUUGGUGCACAUGGAGAUGGCACAUCUGAUGAUUCACAAGCAUUUGCUAGUGCAUGGGAUAGUGCAUGUAACGCAGGUGGAAUGUCAACACUAGUUGUACCAGCGGGACAAUCAUUUAUGGUCACUAAAUUAAAUUUUAGUGGUCCGUGUACAGCCCAAAUCAAUAUUCAGGUGUUGUUUUUCCAUGCAUGCAAUAAUCUUAUUGUUCGUAAUUUGGAGAUUUCUAAUAGCCCACAAUCUCAUGUAUGCGUAAAUAUGUGCAAUGGUGCAACAUUCUCUCAUAUAUCUAUUAAUGCUCCUGCUACUAGUCCAAACACCGAUGGCUUUGACAUUUCUGAUUCUAGCAAUAUCUUGAUACAGGACUCCAAUAUAAAAUCUGGUGAUGAUUGUAUUGCCGUCAAUGGUGGCUGCUCUUUUAUCAAUGCUACUCGAGUUACUUGUGGACCAGGACAUGGAAUAAGUGUUGGUAGCCUUGGUAGAAGUGGAGAGCGUGAUACCGUUUCAGAUGUUUACGUACAAAAUUGCACAUUUAUUGAGACUUCAAAUGGAGCUAGAAUUAAGACAGUUCCGGGUGGAUCGGGUUAUGCAAAACAUAUUACUUUUGACCAAAUCAUCCUUCAAAAUGUUAAGAAUCCAAUAAUUAUAGAUCAAAAUUACGGUGUUGAUAAUGAGGCUACAAAUGUGGAAGUGAGUUUUGUGACAUAUAGAGGAUUUAGAGGAACUUCUGCUAGUGAUGUUGCUAUCAACUUAGUUUGUGGACCCUCGAUAGAUUCUACUUGUAAAAAUGCUCAUGGAACAGUUACAAAUACUAUUCCUAAUGUCUCUGGCCUAACCAAUUAA
Messenger RNA from Cicer arietinum (chickpea), 888 nucleotides. Its product is annotated as probable polygalacturonase At3g15720. The record is from RefSeq and is a predicted model, not a curated record. Lineage: Eukaryota; Viridiplantae; Streptophyta; Magnoliopsida; Fabales; Fabaceae. Gene Ontology annotation, biological process: carbohydrate metabolic process. Gene Ontology annotation, molecular function: polygalacturonase activity.